This is a messenger RNA of Homo sapiens (human), 21477 nucleotides long. RefSeq names its product BTB domain containing 7 (gene BTBD7). Gene Ontology annotation, cellular component: nucleus. The record is from RefSeq and is a predicted model, not a curated record. The transcript has 11 exons. Gene Ontology annotation, biological process: morphogenesis of a branching epithelium. Bases 13356 to 16754 code for a protein of 1132 amino acids. Lineage: Eukaryota; Metazoa; Chordata; Mammalia; Primates; Hominidae.
UCUUAAUUUAGGUCUUUAUGUGUGGAUAUCUAUUACCAUAUACGUGGUUUUUGCAUUACCAUUUGUUGAGAAAACUGUCCAUUUCCCAUUAAAUGGUCUUGGCACCUUUGUUGAAAAUUAUUCGACCACAAGUUUGAGGGUUUAUUUCUGGGCUGUGUAUUCUAUUCCAUUGGUCCAUAAGUUUGUUUUUAUGCCAAUACCACUCUAUUUUAAUUACUGUAGUUUUAUAGUAACUUUUGAAAUCAAGAAGUGUGAGACUCCACUUUGUUCUUUUCAAGAUUGUUUUGGUAGUUUGGGAUUCCUUGAGAUGCCAUAUGAAUUUUAGGAUGGGUUUUUCUAUUUCUGCAAAAAAUAGGCUAUUAGUAUUUUGUUAGGAAUUGUAUUGAAUCUCUAGGUUGCUUUGGGUAAUGUUGACAUCUAAAUACUGUCUUCCAGUCCAUGAACAUGGAAUAUCUUUCCAUUUAUUUGUGUCUUUAUUUCAGCAGUGUUUUUUAGUUUUCAGUGUAAAAGUCUUUUGUCUCCUUGUCUAAGUUUAUUCCUAAGUAUUUUAUUCUUUUUGAUGUGAUUGUAGAUAGGAUUCUUGUCUUAAUUUCUCUUUUGGAUUGUUCAUUGUUAAUGUUUAAGAAUGCAACUCAUUUUUGUGUGUUAAUUUUGUAUCCUACAACUUUACUGAUUUAUUAGUUCUAAUAGUUUUUUUGUGUGUGGAAUCUUUUUUGUGGAGUUUUCUACAUAUAGGAUCGUGUCAUUUGCAAACAGUUAAUUUACUUCUUGCUUUCGAAUUUGGAUGCCUUUUAUUUUUUUCCUUGCCUAAUCUCAGCUAGGACUUCCGGUACUGUGUCGACUAGAGGUGGUAAAAGCAGGCAUCCUUGGCUUGUUCCUGAUCUUAGAGGAAACGUUUUGAGUCUUUCCCUGUUGAAUAUGAUACUAACAUGAGUUUUUUAUAUAAGACCUUGAUUAUGUUCAGGUAGUUUCCUUAUAUUCCUGGUUUGUUGAGUGUUUUAACAGGUGUAUUUUAAGAAAAAUCAUUUGUGGGUGCUGAAAAGAAAGAAUUUCUAGCCUGGUGAGUGAGAGAAUCCUGGAGUCAUUGACAGAAUAAUAUAUUAUCAUGAAGUUGAUGUUUUAGGCAUCAUCUUUGUACAUUUACAGACCUGUUUUGAUUGAUAAAAAUAAUACUAUAGUUAUUUAGUGGGGAAGACUGACAUUACUCAAAUAAUUAUGCAGAUGUAUGUCUGAAUAACUAUAGUACAACUGGCUCACAUUUGUAUUUCUAGUAUCUAGCACUGUGCCUGGCACAGGGGCAUUCAGUGAAGUUGCUAAUUGAAUCAAGAAGCAGAAGAGUAAGGUUUAACCCAGUAAAGUAAAAAACAUAUUAUUAUAUAAUUUUUUAAUGGAAAUAAUGUUUAUUUUUAUUUUACCAGUUUUUAAUUUUCUUGAGACAGAGUCUCACUUUGACAGCGGGCUGAGCGCAGUGGUGUAGUCAUGACUCACUGCUGCCUUGGCCUCCUGGGCUCCAGCAAGCCUCCUGCCUCAGCCUCCCGAGUAGCUGGGAAUACAGGCACGUGCCACCAUGCCUGGCUAAUUUUUGUUGUGAGAGACAGGGCCUUGCAGUGUUGCCUAGGCUUUAUUUAAAACCAUUUUCCCUGUUAACCCAGUCUUGGUACAAUGGUAAUAAAGCAAAAUCAAAGUUCACCACUCUAGAAGAAUUAGGCAAGUGACUUUUUCUAAAACAGGUAUAGUAUCAUUAUUAAAGUGAGGUAACAGUUUUUCUUUUGACUUUUUUUUUUUUUUAGACAGAGUUUUGCUCUGUCGCCCAGGCUGGAGCGCAAUGGCGUGAUCCUGGCUCACUGCAACUGCUGCCUCCCAGGUUCAAGUGAUUCUCUCCUGCCUCAGCCUCCCAAGUAGCUGGGACUGUAGGUACGCGCCACCACACCUGGCUGAUUUUUGUAUUUUUAGUAGAGACAGGGUUUCGCCCCAUUGGCCAGGCUGGUCUCAAACUCCUUACAUAAGGUGACCCACCCGCCUCAGCCUCCCAAAUUGCUGGGAUUAUAGGCGUGAGCUACCAUGUCUGGCCCAGUUUUCUUUUUGGGUGAAUGCUAGUGGAAGUUAGUUAUCAGAAUCCAAAGUUUCAGAAGGAGGCUUUUUGCUCUGUCGCCUAAGCUGCAGUGGUGCAAUCACGACUCACCAGAACCUCAACUACCUGGGCUCAAGCAGUCUUUCCACCUCAGCCUCCUGAGCACCUGGGACUAUGGGCAUGUGCCACUAUGCCUGGCUAACUUUUGUACUUUUUCUGGAGAUGGGGUUUCACUGUGCUGCCCAGGCUGGUCUCGAACUCCAAGACUCCAGCAGUCCUCCAACCUUGGCCUCCCAAAGUGCUGGGAUUAUAGGUGUGAGCCACCAUGCCCAGCUGAGGCAUAAUUUCAACGAAACUUUUCAAGUGUCUGCUGAUUCCAGAUUUAUAAUGAAAUUUGAACAUUCAGCACUUAUUUGCAGAACAAGUUCAAAAGUUAAGAACCACCACGCUGUGGUGGUUUUUUGUUUUUGUUUUUUUAAUUUUAAAAUUUUGGACAGUUUGUAAAUUUGACAUCACAAAUUGAAUCUUUCAGAUACCCUUACUAUUUCAAAUAAUAUAGUAACUUUAGAAACAUAAUAUACUUAGUAUUAUAAAUUGACAUUAAAUCCAUGUCAUUGUGUGACAUGUGAGCAUUAUGUUAAGAUUGAAAUAGAUGGGGACACUUGGAAUAGCUAGGAAACACUUUAAUCCAAUACACAGAACAUUCUUUAAGUUACAGGAUUCAAAAUAGUUCCCUUUUAGAGCAUCGUUGGGGUUUUUAGAUAUAGUUGUGAUAGAACACCAGACUGGGAAUCAAACCUCCAUUUAGAUUCUGACUGAUGUUUAUAGUUUUAUGAUCUUAAAGCAAGUCACUUAACCUAUCUGAAGAUUAAUUUUCUCAUCUGUUAAAAUAGGUAUGGAAAUCUUGAAGCUUUUCUACCUUGUAUGUAUUUUUUUACUCCAUUGUUCCCCUCUCUAUUGCCACUCCCUUAUUAGUCUGGACUACGUAUUAAACAGCCUGCCAGCUAAGUCUCUGCAACUUGUUCUCCCACUGUACCUCUCCAUCUCUGGCUAUUCUCUAUAUUACUAUGACAAUUAUGUUCUUAAAAAACAGGCCAGACACGAUGGCUCACACCUGUAAUCCCAGCACUUUGGGAGGCUGAGGUGGGCGGAUCACCUGAGGUCGGCAGAUCACCUGAGGUCAGGAGUUCAAGACCAGUCUGGCCAACAUGGCGAAACCCCAUCUCUACUAAAGAUACAAAAAUCUGGUGUGGUGGCAGGUGCCUAUAAUCCCAGCUACUUGGGAGGCUGAGGCGGGAGAAUCGCUUGUCCCCAAGAGGCGGAGGUUGCAGUGAGCCAAGAUUGCGCCACUGCACUUCAGCCUGGGUGAUAGAGCUAGACUCUGUCUCAAAAAAAAAAAAAAAAAAAAAAAAAUUGGAGCAUGCUGCUUCUCUACUUAAAAUACCUUUGUUAACUUCCCUUGUCGAUAAAGUCCAGACUCACAAGAGUUUAUAGAAUGUGUUCAACCUUAGGUCUCCUGUCACUCCAGCCAUGCUGUUUCUUGUUCCCUGUGCCUCUGUCUUGUGUGUGUUUAUCCCAUUGUUUGGAGUUCUUAUUCUUUGCCUAUUCUGUUAGCUGCCCAUCUAAUGUCUACUUUUCUCUUCUUUCCUAACAGAAAUCUGCUUUUGUUCAUGCAUGCAGCAGACUUGGAGAAGCUGAUUUGUCACCACCUCCAGUAGUAGAGUUCCAUUAGUUCAAACCAGUCAAAUCAUGGCAUUUCCCUGUAAACUCUUAUUUGUACCGAUCAGAUUUGAAGGGAAGUAGACAUUCUGUUUCUGGGGGAGAAGAUUCUUUCCUCUCUUGUAUGUGAACAAGGGAACACAAGGCCCCUAUUGCUACCGACAGCUGUCUUGGGAUCACAAGGGAUGAAGCACUUCCUGAAGAUGGCAGAUCAGAGAGGUAGAGGGUAUCUGGAUCCUUGGUAACAUCAUUUAACCACAUAUUUUAUUGGGCCUGGAGCCAUCCCCACCACAGGACUUCUCAUGACAGAUAAUUUUCUUAAUGUUUCAGACAGUUCUUUGGAGUUAUUUGCCAUCAAAAAUCUCUUUUUUUUUUUUUUGAGACAGGGUCUCGCUCUGUCACCCAGGCUGGAGUGCAGUGAUACAAUCACAGCUCACUCCAACCUUGACCUCUUGGGUUCAGCAGUCCUCCUGCUUCAGGCUUCUGAGAAGUAGCCACCACACCUGGCUACUUUAAAAAAAUUAUUUGUAGAGGCAGGGUCUCCCUGUAUUGCCCAGGCGUCUUGAACUCCUGGUCUCAAGUGAUCCUCCCACCUCAGUCUCCCAAAGUGUUGGGAUUACAGGUGUGAACCACUGCACCUGGCCCAAAAUCUCUUGAUUGAUACAGUCCUCUUUAUUUUUCAAGAUCAAGUUAUGAUACCUUUACCAACAGUCAUACAUUCUUUUGGAACUUUGCACAAUAGUCAUAUGUUCUUUUAGAACUUUACACUUCUAUUCUUUAUUGCCCUGUAUUAUAAUUGCUUGUAUGCCUGACUCCUCUACAUGACUGUAUGGUUUGAACCAAAGUGUACGGGAUGUCGCACAGUGUCUAAUAGUGUCACACAACAAGUAAUAGGUAUUCAGUAAGUGAGUUAAGAUGAAAUAGUAACAUGAAAGAGUGCUUUGAAAGCAGUUUUUUAAAGAGUUUCUGUUCUGCUAAUUGUAAGCCAUUUUUUAAAUAAACAUGACGUGUGGUGUUGUCUUUAAAGUAAAAAUGGAAAAACCAGUGAGAUCAGACAUUGUUUUUUGCUUGCCCCUCAUUAUUACCUAGACAUUUUCAUUUAGAUAAAAACUAUGUCAGUCUCCUGGCUGUAGUCCUUUACGGAAGGAGCAAUAUUACAUUUAGCUCUGUUUCAUCUGGGAUUCAAUUGUGAAUUAUUCUUUAGAGAAAAAUUCUAUAAUAUGCUUCAUGAGACCUAUUCUUGUCUUCAGACUUGCCUAAAAUAUUUUUUGCUUGCUUAAGACCAGACAUGAGAAUUUUCUUGUAAGCAGAAAGCUUUGUGACAGGACUGGAUGAGUUUGUAGUGAAUGUUAGUGAUAGCUAUGACAGAAGUCUCAUAGCCUCAAUUGCAGAGUCAUAGUUCUGUCACAUGCUUCAACAAUAAUGUCUGAUAAGGGAGGAAGGAUGGGGAAGAAGAGUUACAAUUUACUAACUGUAUAUAUUUCAUCAUUUAUUGGCUUUGGUCAAAUAAAUUAAACAUUAACAUAGUAAUUUGUAGGGUUAAAAAAAUUUUUUUUUUCUAUUCGCGUUCUUGCUAUGUUCCCCAGGCUGGUUCCAAACUCCUGGGCUCAAGCGAUCCUCAAGCCUUCUGAGUAAUUGAGAUUGCCACACCCAGCUUUGCAGUGUUUGUUUUUUUUAAGAGACAGGAUACUCAUUCUGUGCCCAGGCUGGAGUGCAGUGGCCCUAUCAUAGCUCACCGCAGCCUCAAACUCAUAGGCUCAAGAGAUUGUCCUGCCUCAGCCACCUGAGUAGCUAGGGCAGCAGGCACACGCCAUCAUGCUCAGCUAAUUUGUAAACAUUUUUUUUUGUAGAGAUGGGGUCCUGCUGUGUUGUUGCCCAGGCUGGUCUUGAACUCCUGGCCUCAAGCAAUUCAUCCCAUCUUGGCUUCCCAAAGCACUGGAAUUAUAGGCAUGAGCCACAUCACCCAGCCUUGUAGUUAUUUUUAAAAUGAAGACAAGAGGAAUAGAGUAUACCUUUAAAAAUAUAUGAUACUGUGUAUUGGAUGAUUCUGAAAGGAUGUAUUUGCCUAUGAAGAAAAACCUUCUUGUUUUGAUGUCUGGUUGUUAGCUUUUUACUUUACUAAAGCCCAGUUAACUUUUCUGUGCUUUAGUUCCACAUCUGUAAAAUUACUCAUUUUAUAUUUCUCUAUCCACUUUGAAAAUUAAGUAAAUGCUCUUUGAAUUUCAACUUUUAAUUAUUUAAGCCAAGAUCUCUCUUCUGUAUUUUUUAUGUGUUCUUUAUUGUGGGCUUACUAAUUCUUGAAUUUAAAAAAAUCAUUUAAAUCAAGCAAUAGUAAUAGUAUAUGUUUAAGCAUAUAGUGUAUGUUUUUAAAUAAAUAAGCAGGCUGGGUUUUAGUGGCUCACCCCUAUAAUCCCAACACUUUAGGAGGCCAAGGCAAAAGGAUCACUUGAGUCCUGGAAUUGAAGACCAGUCUGGGCAACAUAGCGAGAUCACACCUCUACAAAAAAAAAAGUUUAAAAAUUAGCCAGGUAUGGUGGUAUGUACCUGUAGUUCUUAGCUAUUCGAGAGGCUGAGGUGGAAGGAUCGCUUGAGCCCAGAAAUUUGAGGUUAUGGUGAGUAGCGAUCACCCCACUGCACUCCAAGCCUGGUUGACAGAAUGAGACCCUGUCUCUAAAAUAAAAAUAAGCAAUAGCAUAUUUUUUUAAAAAACAACAAACAACUCUUUUAAGUCCAAAUUCCUUUUUGGAUCCUAUGGCUCAUAUCUUGCCACUGCCUGCUGCACUCUAUAUAGAAAUACUUUUAUUUCCUUCAGGAAUCCAGUUUUGUUCUCUCCGUGGGCCUUCUCAUAGUUAGUUCCCACUGCUGUUUGGAGCAUUAUUUUGGCAUUCUUCUCGCUCCUUCUAUUAUUUUCACCAAGAAAAGAGGAAAGCUCACACUUUCUAUUGUCAGUCUUGGAUAUCAUCCCAAAUGUCACUUUCUCAAGAAUCGUUUAAGAUAAACAGUUGUAUUAUCAGCCACAAAGAAGAUUAAAAAAAAAAAUUGCCCAAGAUCAUACAGUUUAGAAAUGGCAGAGUCAGAUCCAAACUUGGGCAGUUUUGCUCCAGAAGUCUUUAUCGCCACUGAUUUAUGCUUCCCCUACAUUGUAAUUGCCUGUUCAACAGUUUGCCCCACUAUGAGCACCUUUGGGGUAUUGUUUGCUUGUUUGUUUGUGACGGAGUCUUGCUCUGUAGCCCAGGCUGGAGUGCCAUGGCGCGAUCUCAGCUCACUGCAACCUCCACCUCCCGGGUUCAAGCGAUUCUCCUGCCUCAGCCUCCCGAGCAGCUGGGAUUACAGGCACGCACCACCACGUCCAGCUAAUUUUUGUAUUUUUAGUAGAGACGGGGUUUCACCAUGUUGGCCAGGCUGGUCUUGAACUCCUGACCUCAAGCGAUCCACCCGCCUAGGCCUCUGAAAGUGCUGGGAUUAUAGGUGUGAGCCACUGCCCCCCUUAAAAGAAGCACCUUUGGAGGAAAAAUUAUGCCUGUCUUGUUCAUUGUUAUAUCCCCAUGUGCUUAGCACAUACUAGGUGCUCAGAAAAUAUUUAAAUGAAUGAAAAUUCUUAUUUGAGGGAGAGAGUGUUUUGAUUAAAUUCUUCUCAGUACCUUUCAUGUAGUGUGUCAGUAAAUGCAGUAAUGUUUUCAUGCCUACUUAUUAUACAAAGUGAAAUUUUUAUGAUCAAGUUAAUCAUGGUUACAAGCUCAUUUUUUAUAACCUCUCUUAAUUCCUUUUUGCCCUAUACUGCGUAACGGUAUCACUUUGCAACUGUAAAAACUAGUGCUUUGUAGGCCUCUUUCUCAUAUUAUCCCUCUGUGAACUGUUAAAAUAUAGAUCAUUUUUAAUUAGUUUCUAAAGGGUAUGUAGGAAAUUGUAUAAAAUAAAAUUAUACUAGUAGAUGGACUCUGAUCAUUUAUACUGUUUAACCUUUUAACAAAUUACAGAGGUGUAAUUUCUCUGUGUGUAGAGGUUUUUUAAAGUAUCCCAUAUUUUAAACCUUGACUGUUACCUCAAAAAAAAAAGUGGUUUAUCUGUGUCCAGUAGUCACAUGGUGGAUAAUGAUGUAAGGCAUGCACAUUGUGUUCAUGUGUUUGUUGGAGAAGUUGGAAUGUCAUUAUACUUCAGUAGACUUUUCAAAUGAAAAAUCUGAAAGCUACUUCUAGCUGUAAUUCUGCUGUAAUUCUCAAUCAGGUCAGUAGACAGAGAACCAAAAAAGUCUUCCUCCUCUCUGAAUGUUCUUGCCAAAGCCUGACUUCUUUGAUUAAUCUUUCUUUUCUGUAUUCCUUACACUCUAUUACAGGGCUUCUCAACCUUGGCACUCUUGACAUUUGGGGCCAGGUAAUUCUUUGUUGUGGAGGACUGUCCUGUGCCUUGUGAAAUGUUUAGCAGCAUCCUUGGCUUCUACCUGUUAGAGGCAAAUAGUAUCCUUCCCCUUUCCCCUGUCCAGUUGUGGCAAUUUGAAAUGUCUCCAGACAUUGUCAAGUGUGGGGGUUAGGGAGGGUGGAAGGGGAGAACAAUCACCCCAGUUGAAAAUUGCAGCUUUCCUACAUCAUUCUGUCCACUUACUCAUUUGUUUUAAUAUCUUCCCCUCCCUCUCACACUUACCUUUUCAGACUUCCUGCCUCUCUGCUACUGCCUCAUUUCUCUGAACCUUUUUGCAGCCAUACUUCUAAAAAAGAAUUGUAAAACAUCUGUUCUCUCCAAGUUUUCACUUGCAGUUCAGUUUCCUCUUUUGAAUUCUAUUGAGACCACAUUUUUCUAGUUUUCCUCUAUCUCUCUGGCCGUUCCAUUUUUAUUUUCUUUAUCAGUUCUACCUAGUUGGACAAUGGCAUCAUCUUUGCCCCUUUCUUUCUUGUUCUCUGUUAUUCAACUCUCAAGUCUUCCUUUCUUGCCUCAUUUCCUAGUGCUUAAUGUUGUCUCUCAUAUGUGUUGUCCUAUUCAUUUUUAUUUUUUUUGGUAAGAACACAAUAUGAGAUCUACCCUUUCAACAAAUUUUUAAGUAUACAAUACAUUAUUGUUGACUAUAGGUACAGUGUUGUACAGUAGAUCUCUAGAGCUUACUCAUUUUGCUUAACUGAAACUGUAUGCCCGUUGAUUAAUAAGUCUGCAUUUCCCCCCAGCCCCUGACAACUCCCCUUUCACUCUUCGAUUCUAUGAAUUUGAUUAUUUUAGAUACUCACUUAUCAUUCUGGGUAAUGACCAGGCCUAGAUAAAGACCUCAUAUAAGUGGAAUUAUGUAGUAUUUGUCUUUCUGUGACUGGCUUAUUUUACUUAGCAUAAUGUCUUCAAGGUUCAUCCAUGUUGUCACCAUAUUUCCUUCUUCUCUGAGGCCAAAUAGUAUUCCAUUUAUGUAUUUACUACAUUUUCUUUAUUCAUUCAUCUGUCAAUGGAUAUUUAGGUUGUUUCCACAUCUUGGCUGUUGUGAUAUCUAUUAAUUGUUAAGCUGGUCUCUGUAUUGAAAUCUCCUUGCCUAUAUUUCUCCAUAGUUUAACAUCCUGCAAGGACCAGAGCAGAUUUUGUCUGUUGUUUUUUGGUUUUGGUUGUUGUUAUUGUUAGAGACAGUGUCUCAUUCUGUUGUCCAGGCUGUAGUGCAGUGGUGCAGUCAUGGCUCACUGCUCACUGUAACCUCAAAUGCCUGGACUCAAGUGAUCCCUCAUCUCAGCCUCCGGAGUAGCUGAGACUGCAGGCACACACUAUCACACUUGGCGAAUUUUUCUGUUUUUUUGUAACAGCCUGUUGCCCAGGCUGAUCUCAAACUCCUGGGCUGAAGCAAUCUGCCCACCUCGGCCUCCUGAAGUGCUGGGUUUACAGGCGUGAGCCCCCGCAUCUAGCUUGCACCUCAUUUAUUAAGGGUUCGUUAUGAGCCAGGCACUCUUUAAGGUCUUUGGACUAUAUAGUUACUGAAAUAAGACACAGUCCCAGUACUCCAAGAACUUAGUCUGUUUGAGGACAUGGAAAUUUUAAUUCAUUGCUCUUACAGAGUGAGUAUGGAAAUUGAAGUGUAUCCCAAACUUUCUGGUAGCAUAUAGGAAAGGGAUGAUUUCUCAGUUUGAUGUAAACCUCAUUCAAGUGCCACUUCUUACAUGCAGGCUAUCCUGGUCACUACCCAGUCUGAUUUGUGUUUUUAUACUCUCCUUUACUCAGUUCUCUUUCUUUUCCAGCCCCCAAAUCAUCAGCAUUUCCUAUGACUCAACACUUAGCUUUUCAUUCAUUCUUCUAGAUCCUUUUCUUUAGGAAAUGGAUUUAAUUUCAAGGGUUCAGCUGAAACUUUCAAAUUUGUAGUAGCUCCAACAAAACAUUUUAUUGUGAAGUAAUACACAUACAAAGUACAUUAAAUAAAUCUAACUUAAAAAAACAUUAUUUUAAAGCUGACAUCACUCUGGCCAUGAAAUAGAGCACUGUAAGUAUUCCAAAAGCCCCCCUCAUGCCUCUUCCCAAUCAUAACCACUUUCUUCCUCCUUUUAAAGGUUACUGCUAUUCUGAUCUUUAUGGUAAUUUCCUUGCAGAUUUUUAAAAAUAGCUUUAUUCUUGAUUACCAGCUGAAUAUUUAUCCCAAAACAAUAUAAUGUCAUUUUGGGAGGACAGUAGAGAAAGACAUUUUAUCAUAUCCCGUUUUGUGCCUGUAUUUUGAAUCCGCAAGAUCACCCCCAGGUUUGGUGAGGAGGAAGCACAGAACUCAACAUAUAGUAUGACUCAGCUAAGAGUUACUACAGCAAAAAAAAUACAAAGCGAAAAUGCCCAUGGGGCAACGUCCAGAGGAAACCAGGCACAAGCUUCAAGAGUCUUAUCCCAGUGAAGCCGCGUAGGAUGCAUUGACUUGUUACAAUCCUUGUGAAAUGUUGUCUUCCAGGGAAGCUUAUAAGAGACUCACUGCCCAGGGUGUUUAUUGGGGUAUAAUCACAUAGGCACCCUCUGUCUAGCUUGUACCAAAUUCCAAGCUCCCAGAAGGAAAGCAGAUAUUCAGCAUAAACCAUAUUGUUUGCACAAACAGUUUAGGCAUAGUAAAUCACCCUUAUUAAAUAGUCAGGGAAUUAUGGGAACACUCCCAAAAUCCAAUUUCCCAGAGACCUGCCAAGGGCCAUCUUUGCAUGCAGGCCUUUCUAAAGAUAGCAGUCUUAGGCCUGCUAUGUUGUCUUUUUGGCAUAGUACCUUUUGCUGUUUCUGAAUUCAAAAUUUAAAUAAGUAAAAAAUCAAUUAUCACUUUAUGUUAUGUUCUUUUUUUCUCCACCGUUGUUUUCUUUCCUAAUGUAUCAAGAUUAGCUGGGUGUGGUAGUGUGUGCCUCUGUAGUCUCAGCUACUUGGGAGGCUGAGUGCUGUAGUGCACAAUAAUUGCACUUAGGAUUAACCACUGCACUCCAGCCUGGGCGACAUACCAAACCCUGUUUCUCUUAAAAAAAAAAAAAAGUAUCAACAUUAGCUCAGUGCAAAGGUUGACUACUAUGAUAUGAUUGAAAGUAUAUUCCGGCCGGGCGCAGUGGCUCACGCCUAUAAUCCCAGCACUUUGGGAGGCUGAGGCAGGCAGAUCACUUAAGGUCAGGAGUUCGAGACCAGCCUGGCCAACAUAGUGAAGCCCCAUCUCUACUAAAAAUAAAAAAUUAGUUGGGUGUGGUGGCACAUGGCUGUAAUCUUAGCCGCUCGGGAGGCUGAGGCAGGGUAAUCGCUUGAACCCAAGAGGCAAAGGUUGCAAUGAGCUGAGAUCGUACCACUGCACUCUUUCUUAUGAAGGUUUCUGUGAUUAAGUUUGGAAAGGAUGAAUUAAACAAAGUUAAACAGAUUUCUUAACUACAGGACUCUUAGCCUUUUCACAGGAAUGUGCAUGACUUGGUGACUGCCUACAUGUCCUGCCUCAUCUCACGUUUUUUUUCCCUGACCCACUUUGCUUACUCUGCCCAGAUUUAAUCUAGUACUAAGGAUCAAAUUACAAUUGUCUAUGUUACAUGGGCAUUUUCUCAGUUUGCCACAGCAAUAUUAUGAUCACUUUACCAUCUUGAAUAUGAACUGUCCCUCCAUCUCUGCUCAAUUACUGUGUCAGAGCAAGCAAACGUUUUUACUAUUUCAUUCAUAGAUUCAGCAAAAUUUGUUAAGCACCUACUAUAUUUGCCAGACACAGUUCUAGGCACUGGAGAUACAACAGUGAAUAAAAGAAAAACCCUGACCUUAUAUAGUUUACCUUAUAGUGGGGAGUGGAAAAAGGGAACAAUAAUUAAAAAUACAUGUUAUGCCCAGUAUGGUGGCUCACACCUGUAAUCCUUAAACUCUGAGAGGCCAAAGUGGGAGGAUCACUUGAGGCCAAGAGUUCAAGACCAACCUUUAUAACACACCAAGACCUCAACAGAAAAAAUAAAAAUAAAUUAGCUGGGCACAGUGGUGCAUACUGUAGUCCCAGUUAUUCGGGAGGAUCACUUGAGCCCAGGAGUUUGAAGCUACAGUGAGCUAUGAUUGUGCCACCACACUUCAGCCUGAGUGACAGAGUGAGACUGUCUCUAUUUUUUAAAAAAAAUUAAAAAAAAAAAGACUGGGCAUGGUGGCUUGCACCUGUAAUCCUAGCACUUUGGGGAGGCCAAGGUGGGUAGAUCACCUGAAGUCAUGAGUUCGAGACCAGCCUGGCCAACAUGGUGAAACCCUAUCUCUACUAAAAAUACAAAAAAAUUAGCUGGGCAUGGUGGCAGAUGCCUGUAAUCCCAGCUACUCGGGAGGCUGAGGCAGGAGAAUUGCUUGAACCCGGGAGGCAGAGGUUGCAGUGAGCCGAGAUCACACCAUUGUACUCCAUCCUGGGCAACAAGAGCAAAACUCCAUCUCAAAAAAAAAAAAAAAAAGAUACAUUUUGCUCCUAGGCAUAUACUUAAGAGAAGUGGAAGUACAUGUCUACACAACUUGUACAAAUGUUUGUAACAGCAUUAUUCAUAAUAACCAAAAAGUGGAAACAACCCAAAUGUCCAUCAAUGGAUGGAUGGAUGAAUGAAUAAAUCAAAUACAAUGUGGUAUAUCCAUACAAUGAAAUAUUAUACAGCAAAUAAAGAGGAAUAAAGUAGUACUGAUAAAUGCUACAAUGUGGAUGGACCUUGAAAACAUCAUGCUAAAGUGAAAGAAGCCAGUCACAAAAGCCCACAUUAUUAUAUGAUCCCAUUUAUAUAAAAUGUCCAAAAUAAUAGAGGUAGAAAUUAGAUUAGUAGUUGCCUAGGAUUGGGGAAUUGAGGUGAGUGACUGCUAAUGGAACUUCUUUUAGGGGGUGAUGAAAAUGUUCUACAUGUCAGAACCACUGAUGGCUGCACAGAUGUAUCUACAAGUAAUAUAGUGUCAGUUAAGCACAACGUUCUCAAGAAAUUCAGUAAAAAGUCAAGCCUAACAUUGUACACCUCAAUGGCUAACAAAAGCAUCCUCCAGUUAUUUGGAAAAUUUAUCCAUCUCGCUUCCUAGCAACAGCAGAAAUGGAUGAAAAGAGGCUGCUGGAUCCAGGGUUGAAGGUUCAUAAAGGCCUCUGGGAUUAUACUCUGAAGAACCCGCAGACGGAAUGCCUGAGUGACUGAAGAAAAUGGGUGCUAAUGCAUCUAAUUAUCCUCAUUCAUGUUCCCCGAGGGUAGGGGGAAAUUCACAGGCCCAACAGACUUUUAUAGGGACCUCAUCCUAUUCUCAGCAAGGCUAUGGUUGCGAAUCAAAGUUGUAUAGCCUUGACCAUGGCCAUGAGAAACCACAAGACAAAAAAAAGAGAACCUCUGGUCUUGCCACCCUCAAAAAGAAGUUUAUUAAGCGUCGGAAAUCUAAUAGGUCUGCCGAUCAUGCCAAGCAGAUGCGAGAACUCCUCUCUGGGUGGGAUGUUAGAGAUGUCAAUGCAUUAGUGGAGGAAUAUGAGGGAACAUCAGCAUUAAAGGAGCUUUCUCUACAAGCCAGUUUGGCUAGACCAGAAGCCCGGACAUUGCAGAAAGAUAUGGCUGAUCUUUAUGAGUACAAGUAUUGUACUGAUGUAGACUUAAUAUUUCAAGAAACUUGUUUUCCUGUUCAUCGUGCCAUUUUGGCAGCAAGGUGUCCAUUUUUUAAAACACUGCUUUCUUCCUCACCAGAGUAUGGGGCAGAGAUAAUAAUGGACAUCAAUACAGCUGGUAUUGAUAUGCCCAUGUUUUCUGCUUUGUUACACUACCUUUAUACAGGAGAGUUUGGAAUGGAGGACUCAAGGUUUCAAAAUGUCGAUAUCCUUGUUCAGCUUAGUGAAGAAUUUGGAACACCAAAUUCCCUUGAUGUAGAUAUGCGUGGACUCUUUGAUUACAUGUGUUAUUAUGAUGUCGUCCUUAGUUUUUCUUCAGACUCUGAACUGGUUGAAGCUUUUGGUGGAAAUCAGAACUGUUUAGAUGAAGAGCUCAAAGCCCACAAGGCUGUUAUUUCUGCACGGUCCCCAUUUUUUCGAAAUUUAUUACAAAGGAGGAUACGAACUGGUGAAGAAAUCACAGACCGAACUUUGAGGACUCCCACAAGAAUUAUAUUAGAUGAGUCCAUUAUACCAAAAAAAUAUGCAACAGUGAUAUUACACUGUAUGUAUACCGACGUGGUGGACCUCUCUGUUUUGCACUGUAGCCCCUCUGUGGGGAGUCUCAGUGAAGUUCAGGCUCUCGUCGCAGGGAAGCCAAACAUGACCAGGGCAGAAGAAGCCAUGGAACUUUACCACAUAGCACUGUUCUUGGAAUUUAACAUGCUUGCACAAGGCUGUGAGGAUAUCAUUGCUGAGAGCAUCUCAUUAGAUACCUUAAUUGCCAUCCUCAAGUGGAGUUCUCAUCCAUAUGGCUCUAAAUGGGUGCACCGACAAGCUUUACAUUUCCUCUGUGAGGAAUUUUCCCAGGUCAUGACUUCGGAUGUUUUUUAUGAACUCAGCAAAGACCAUCUGCUUACUGCUAUCCAGUCUGACUACCUACAGGCAAGUGAACAAGAUAUCCUUAAAUAUCUGAUUAAAUGGGGAGAGCAUCAGUUGAUGAAAAGAAUAGCAGAUAGAGAGCCAAACUUACUGAGUGGCACUGCCCAUAGUGUGAACAAAAGAGGUGUAAAAAGACGGGACCUGGACAUGGAAGAGCUCAGAGAGAUCCUUUCUUCUCUCUUACCUUUUGUGCGAAUUGAACACAUCUUACCUAUAAACAGUGAAGUCUUAAGUGAUGCAAUGAAAAGAGGCUUGAUUAGUACUCCUCCAUCAGAUAUGCUUCCUACAACAGAAGGUGGGAAGUCAAAUGCCUGGUUACGGCAAAAAAAUGCUGGCAUCUAUGUUCGUCCUCGACUCUUCUCUCCCUAUGUGGAAGAAGCAAAGUCAGUGCUAGAUGAGAUGAUGGUGGAACAAACGGAUCUUGUGCGCUUGCGAAUGGUUAGAAUGUCCAAUGUGCCAGACACGCUCUACAUGGUCAAUAAUGCCGUGCCACAGUGUUGUCACAUGAUCAGCCACCAGCAGAUCAGCAGCAACCAGUCAAGCCCUCCUUCAGUUGUAGCCAACGAAAUUCCAGUUCCUCGUCUCCUCAUUAUGAAAGACAUGGUCAGACGACUGCAGGAACUGCGGCACACGGAGCAGGUGCAGAGGGCCUAUGCCCUGAACUGCGGGGAAGGCGCCACUGUCAGCUAUGAAAUUCAGAUUCGAGUGCUAAGAGAGUUUGGUCUUGCAGAUGCUGCUGCAGAGCUGUUGCAGAAUCCUCACAAAUUCUUUCCUGAUGAACGUUUUGGGGAUGAAAGUCCACUCUUGACAAUGAGACAGCCUGGGAGAUGUCGCGUAAACAGUACACCUCCUGCAGAAACCAUGUUUACAGAUCUGGACUCUUUUGUGGCCUUCCAUCCACCCUUGCCCCCUCCACCACCUCCCUACCACCCCCCAGCUACCCCAAUCCAUAACCAACUCAAAGCAGGCUGGAAGCAAAGACCUCCCAGUCAGCACCCUUCACGUUCAUUUUCUUAUCCCUGUAAUCAUUCGCUGUUCCACUCCAGAACAGCUCCUAAAGCUGGCCCUCCCCCAGUCUACUUGCCGAGUGUGAAAGCUGCACCGCCUGAUUGUACCAGCACUGCAGGACUGGGCAGACAGACGGUGGCUGCUGCUGCCGCCACCACCACCUCAACAGCAACAGCAGCAGCAGCAGCAGCAUCUGAGAAGCAAGUGCGAACACAACCUGUGCUGAAUGAUCUGAUGCCAGACAUCGCGGUGGGUGUGUCCACACUGUCACUCAAGGACAGGAGGCUUCCAGAGCUUGCUGUAGACACAGAAUUAAGCCAGUCAGUUUCUGAAGCAGGACCAGGGCCUCCCCAGCAUCUGUCGUGUAUUCCACAGAGACAUACACACACUUCUCGGAAAAAACACACACUAGAGCAAAAAACAGACACCAGAGAAAAUCCACAGGAAUAUCCGGAUUUCUAUGACUUCUCAAAUGCUGCUUGCAGACCUUCUACUCCUGCUCUCAGCAGACGCACCCCUUCCCCUUCGCAAGGUGGAUAUUUUGGUCCCGAUCUGUACAGCCACAAUAAGGCAUCACCAAGUGGCUUAAAGUCAGCCUACCUACCUGGUCAGACGUCUCCUAAAAAACAGGAAGAAGCUAGGAGAGAAUAUCCACUUUCCCCUGACGGGCAUCUACACAGACAAAAGAAUGAGCCGAUACACCUGGAUGUCGUUGAGCAACCUCCCCAGCGGUCAGACUUUCCUUUGGCAGCCCCAGAAAAUGCUAGUACCGGUCCAGCCCAUGUCAGGGGACGAACUGCAGUAGAAACUGACUUGACUUUUGGGCUGACUCCUAACAGACCUUCACUUUCUGCAUGUAGCUCUGAAGCUCCCGAAGAGAGAUCCGGUAGAAGACUGGCAGACAGUGAGUCCCUGGGCCAUGGAGCUCAGAGAAAUACAGAUUUGGAAAGGGAAGAUUCAAUAAGCAGAGGAAGGAGGUCACCAAGCAAGCCGGACUUCCUCUACAAAAAGUCUGCCCUCUGAGAGCAACCUCCAAGUCGUCUGUGCCUGAGAUGUGAAACAUCCCAUUUUAUGAUGUAACCCAACAACUUACAGACCAGUUCAUCAAUGCCAGCUGAUAACUCGGUUUCACAUGAUUUUGUUCUAGUUUUUGUGUAUAUAUGUGUUUAUUAGACAUGGCAUGCUAAGAAGGUUUUGUUUUUUUUUUUUAAUGUUGCAUCUGUCUAAUUUGUCUUUGAACAAUUAUGUCGGGAGGCAUUUUUAAGAACAAGCAGGCUGGCACUUUUUAUUUCUCUUUACAAAUGAUGGAAUUUUUUUGCACUUGUACAUUUAUUUUCUCUGUAUUGAUUUUAUAUCAGUAUGUUAAACUUUAUUGCCACAUUUAAAGGACUGUAUUUUCAUACUUUUUUGCAUUUUACCUUUCAUCUACCAAUCCAUGUGCAUUGGAUUGCACACUAAGAUGUAUUUUCUUACGAAAUAGUUCUGUGUUUAUUUUUUAAUUAUAGAAAUUCCAAAGAACAGCACAUCAGAAUGCUCCUCUCUUUUCAGUAAUUGUUUUAGUUCAGAGAUCUUCCCGCUCAGCCUCCAUAAAUCUAAUGUCAUUUUUUUUUUAAUAAGUCCUAGGAGCUGGGCUUCAUUCCUCCAGCGGGAGUCCAGUCAGGGUCCUGAAGUUUGCUGGUUCAGGAAAGAACAGGAAAGAGAAAAGCCUUCUGUGCCCAGGCUAAAGCUGUUACAUUUCCACAGUGUGGAUGCAGUCAGAAUCCCUGCACAUUCUGGUCAUAAGGAUUAGAGUCACCAGAUGAGGCUCUAAACAGAUCGCAUCCCUUGGAAUUAGAAAGCAGUGGAGACCGGGCGCAGUGACUCACACCUGUGAUCGGCACUUCGGAAGGCCGAGGCGGGCAGAUCACUGAAGCUCAGGAGUUCAAGACCAGCCUGGGCAACAUGGCGAAACUCCAUUUCUAUAAAAAAUACAAAAAAAAAAAAAUCUAGCCAGGCGUGGUGGUGCGUGCCUGUAGUCCCAGCUACUUGGGGGGCUGAGGUGGCAGGAUCGCUUGAGCCUGGGAGGUUGAGACUGCAGUGAGCCAAGAUUGCACCACUGUGCUCCCACCUGGGCAACAGUGAGACCCUGUCUCAAAAAAAAAAAAAAAGGCAGUGGAAAUAGAGAAGUAACUUAAAGGUCACACUGACAGAAUUUCUGGUUCUGAGCGUCAACUCUCCAGCUGUGAUGGCGGAACUGACUGCUUGCUGCCUUUAAUUGUCUUGCUCUCUAUGGGAAAAAAACAAAAGGGCUUCAGUCUCAUGGAUGUUAUUUGGUGUUUGUAAAGAUACGUUUUCUUUUAAACGAUUUUCAAAAUAUGUCUAAAUUUUGGUGUUGUGUAAUGCAUAAUGCUUUCUCACCAACAGAAAAAAGGAAAAAAAUUGUUUUCAGUUAAACACUACAUGUCCUACUUGAACUCCACUGGGACGCUGGUUUGGCAUUUACUAAACCACUGAGCACAUGGGGUCUUUCAGGAUCCUCUCCCUUGGAAGGGCAAUGUGUGAGCUAAGGACUGUUUUUUUUCUUACUCUCCAAUGUAAAUAUAUGAGUAUUUGAGUUUUUAAAUCACUUCAACAUUAUUUGAGCAUUUACUUUGUAUUUUUACAAACACAUAAACACACAGCCGUAGCACUUAGAAGAAAAGAGGCUUUCUAAGCAUUCCUUCCUCUGCAGGAUAUUUGGGAUCCUCUUUUCUAUGUAUGUAUAUAUAUAAAAAACUAUGAAUCACUCACACUCACUCGAAAACUAUGCAGGGCUAGGGAGCGUUUAUGAGCUACCGGGUAAAUGAAUUACAUGCACUUUGAAGUAAAUAGGUUUUCUAUUGGGUGUCAACAACGCUGAUUUCUCCCAAAACUAUAGUUUCUCUUACGGUCUUUUCCUCCUUUACCCUGUGGAUAUACACUCAGGAAUAAUCUGACAUUUUAGAAAAGCCGAACAGUAGAUAGUCUCCAAGAUGGGAAACAUGUCGUGUGUCUGCACGCCCCGGCAAACUGCCGCCACUCGUUCUGCUGCCUGACUGGUUAGCUGCUGUGCGGGUGCGCUCGGUGACACUGGUGGUGGUGCACGCUCCCGAGCUCCCAGAGUUAACACUAAUCUGCAGGUCGGCUGUGCAUCGCAUUCGAGGCUCCUUUUUUAAAGAGAAAAGCAUAGGCCUCUGUUCUCAUUUGUAAGAAGUUUGACUCAUAAUAGAAGACGGUGUCUUUUGAAGCCCAGUCUCUGUCUGUCUUCAGAAACAAAAGUGAAUGCCGUCAUGUUCCUUGAUGUGUGUUUCUGCCACAUAUGUAUGUUGACAUGUUCAUGUACUGCGCCGGUACUGCAAGUAAGACUCAACAGACCUAAUUUGGAUGGGGAGAAAAACUCUCAUCCCUGACCCUUCCCCCCCCGCAAAUGUUAGACCAGAGCUGUUGAUCCCACACAUUCAUUUUUCUGAAAAUUCAUGAACUAUUCUCUCAUAUCCCUGAAAUAUAAAAGUAAGUGGCCACUAUUCCUAAGAUUAUUUAGUUUAUAAAGUUUGCUUUUAAUCAUACAAUAGCUUACCUGGCUAAAACUUUGCGUAUAAAGGGAAAACUUGCUUUAAUCUGUGGGAUUGCGGACCGAUGCGACUUGCAGAAGGUAAACAGGCGUGGGUUUUGUGUGCGUUAGGUUAGGUGUUAGUGGACUUUUAAUGUAUCUUGUGAAGUAUGGUUACUAGGGUAGGUUCAAGAGCUACAUGCCUCUGGCUUUUGAACCCAUCUAUUAAAUCUUUUUUAAUGCUGUACUAAGAUAAAUGUGAAGUCUGAGUAAGGUUGCUCUCAGAAAAAAAAAAAAAGCAUAUAUAUAUAUAAAAUAAAAUUUAGGCCAUGGGAACUGGCAUUUUACUUGGUAUAGGAAUUUAAUGAGAACCAAAUCACAAAAAUACCAGAUCUCCUUUUGAGAUCGUGGACAAUCAGGCCUUUGGACAAUCACCGCUUCCAGUGCCCGCUGUGCGUUGAGGUUAGAGACCUACCGUUUACACGCUAGAGCCGAGAGGACGUUCAAGUUUCUUAAAGAUGCUGUUGGUCUUUUUUCUUAUGUUAUUGUUUUAGUUUUGUGAUUUUGAUGAAUAAUUGAAGUUCAGAGUCACCCGUGGCUCCUAAGGAAAAAACAGCAUCAUGAAAGGCAAAAAGUAUUUGAAACGUAAUUGUUUCAAUUUUCCACGCCCGUUCUCACAUGCCCCCUUUAGCUUUAUUUCUGGGAACAUGUCACUAGACCUCAGCUAGCCUGACACCGCAAUAACCCGUUAGGCUUUGAGGCUUUUCAGUGAAUUCUUGACAUUUAAAUCUUCUUAUAGAAUUCUUUAUGAAGCCUUAACUAAUUCUUGUUUUUGCUUCCUCAGAAACUUUUUAUUGCAUCUGCCAUCCUUCAUUGGAUUUUUGUUUUGGUUUGUUGUUGCCAUUCUAGCAAUGAGCUUAGUCCUUGUACAUCUGCAUUAAGGUGCCGAUGCAGAAGGCAAAUUGGAAACACGCGCCAGCGGCAGUGGGGCUCAAAGCCGACCUCCAUGCAUCAUUCUCUAGAGUUGAAAGGAUUGACAUUUCUCAGUAACUACCCGGCAAAAUAUAUAUUUUCAUAAUGUUGAAUUUGCCUUUUAGGAAAACAAUGUUUCAUGAAACACUUGUAAGAUACUUAUUUUGAAAUUAAUUAUAAGGCAUUCAUAUUUUUAGGACUGAAUUCAAAGGGAAAUGCUUCUUUGACUUUUUUUCAUUGUUCGGUUGACUUUCAGCUUUCUGGAGUGACAAAGCAGCAGUGAUGGGUGCUAUUCCUGGUUCUGUGGUGGUUUACUUUGUCUACUAAGUGAUUUACUUUCAAACCUCAUUACAGAUAAUCUUACUAAAAGACUUAACAUGCACACUGCUAAAAGGUGUUUUACUGUUUUCCAUUAACGCUGUUGUAUGAACAAUAUUUGGUGACAUGUUGUCUUUUUGUCCUGUAGAUUGUCAUAUCUGUUAUGUAGUUAUCCUUUUGGCAAGUCCUUUGAUUUUUUUUUCCUCUAGAAAAUCCUCAGACUGUCAAUCUUCCAUAUUUUGAAUAUUAUAAUGCUGUGGCCAUUUCUAUAGAAAGAUUACUUGCAAGUGUGUGUCUUGAAAAUAACCUCUUGUAUUUGUGUGUUUAUGUGAGUUCUGUCUAAGAGAUCAGAUAAGCUCUGGAAGCUUCAUCAUCUGUACCUACAUGUAACUGUAUCUGGGUUACAUGGGCAGGCGGUACCAAGUCCUGCUCUUCGAUGGGGUGGCUGAGAGAUAAAGGUUCCUGAACUCUCCUUGCUGUGUAUGCACCACAUCUGUACUUCAGAGAGGUGGAAAAUCAUCUACAACACUGCGUUUCUUGUGGUUGUGCUGUUACUGGUAUAAAGUCAAGUGCCUUCAAUGCUAAAGGCUCAGAAAUUUUUCUUAAACUGAUUUCAUGUCCUAUGCAAGUGUUUUCUACAACCUGCAUAACCAGUACUUUGUAAAACUUGUUUACGCUUCAAUUGUACAUAGUGAUUUUUAAAGAAAUAUAUAGUAUUUUUAUUUAGGUACCUCCAAACUUGAAUUCGUCUGUGUGAAGCAUUGUAAAACGAUACAUUUCUCUUUUGAGUACCAUUACAGUUGUACAGAGGUUUUCACUGCUUCUAUUUUUCUACUGUUACUGAUAAGCAUGUAACACUGACUUUAUCCUACAUAUAGUUGGCAUUUCAAAUAAAUGGCUUGUAUAGAA